Molecule: messenger RNA, 882 nt
Organism: Dovyalis caffra
Lineage: Eukaryota; Viridiplantae; Streptophyta; Magnoliopsida; Malpighiales; Salicaceae
Source: the annotation of a GenBank genome assembly
AUGCAAGGAGGAGGAGGAGGAGGAGGAGAAGAAGUAAGCAUAGAGGAGCUCGCUUCUAAUCUCACCACUUACAAAGAACAGCUUCACCAGGUCAGACAGCUUCUGGUUGAUGAUCCUGGAAACUCUGAAUAUGUGGACAUGGAGAAAGAGCUAUCAGAGGUCAUUGCUCUGACAGAAGAACUCCUUGAAACUGCGAAGCAGAAUGAGAUUGCUGGAUCACAUGUUGGAAUGGGAGAUAGUUCAUCUCCUAGUUACCCUCGACCUAAGGAGGCUGAUCAACAUGAGAAAUUUCCUGUCGGUUCGAAAGUUCAAGCUGUAUGGAGUGAAGAUGGGGAAUGGUAUAAUGCAACGGUUGAGGUUCAUACCCCAAAUGGAUAUUAUGUAACCUUUGAUGGAUGGGGAAAUAGGGAAGAGGUGGAUCCUGACAAUGUAAGGCCAGUUGAAUUCAAUGCCUUACUGGAAGCAGAAAGAGUAGCUGAAGCUACAAAACAAGCAAUCAAAAGGAAGAUUGCCCAAGCUGCGUCUGUUGACUUUCAGUCACGAAGUUUACCAGCAAAGCUUCGGAUAGAACCUGAUGACUCAGAGGAUGUGAAAGCCACCAAGCGGAAGAAGAUACAUGCUUUCAAGUCAAAGAUGCGUUUUGAGCAACUUGAAGUUACACAGAAUAAGCGACAGAAUGCAUGGCAGCAGUUCCAGACAACUAAAGGCAAGACCAAGAAGGUUGGCUUCUUCUCAGGGCGCAAGAGAGAGAGCAUUUUCAAAUCUCCUGAGGAUCCCAACGGCAAGGUUGGGGUGACUGGAAGUGGGAAGGGCUUGACAGAGUUCCAGAAGAGGGAAAAGCAUUUGCAUCUCAAGGGCGGAGGGGUUGAGAUUGAUGAUUAG